Mesorhabditis belari is the source of this 699-nucleotide messenger RNA. Lineage: Eukaryota; Metazoa; Nematoda; Chromadorea; Rhabditida; Rhabditidae. The record is from the annotation of a GenBank genome assembly.
AUGAAAGCUUCGAGUUUUAUGCGAAUCCUUAGACUCACAAGUCGCAUUAAUUGCUCUAAUCUAUGCAAAUUUGAAUUCAAACCAACACACCUGGCUCAUGCUCCGCAUGUUUAUGGUGGUGGGAACGGGCCGGACCUAGCUGAUGAUAAUGGAGCCGAAGUGGUGGAAAGGCUUGUUGAGCGGGUCGAAACUUGGAUCGUCGUCGUCGAGAUGCGCUUGACAAAAUUUGGCCAAAAAACAUCGUCUUGCAGGUUUUUAUUUGUUCUGAACGGUGAUGAUGAUGUCCCCGAAGAAAGCGAACUGGGAGAAAGACUUGCUGAGGUAAUGCUCAAGCGACCUCAAUUUAUUUCACCGGUUCUUGCCGUUUUGGAGCAAGAUGAGUUCGCUGUGAGACGUAUUUCGGUUCAAUUGCUCACGUCUUUGUUACGUCAUCGAGGAACUGAGGUGCAAAAUGCGGUUAUUCAACAACCGAUGGGGGUUACGCAAUCGAGAGGUUGUAACAGCUACUUUGCGAACUUUCACGAGCACAUUUCCAAUUGCAACAAAUACUUGCCUAUGACAACGCUUUCUCCAUACACAUCGACAUUGUUGACUCUGAGCCAAUUGACAAAGACGUCGAUGAAAGCGCCGAGGGGACUAAACAGCGAACCGCAAAUUGAUUUGCCUUUUGCAGGCCAUCCGAGCUCUUGUUUCACCAGA